This is a messenger RNA of Aspergillus versicolor CBS 583.65, 1569 nucleotides long. RefSeq names its product sugar porter family MFS transporter. The transcript has 6 exons. Gene Ontology annotation, molecular function: carbohydrate:proton symporter activity. Bases 1 to 1569 code for a protein of 522 amino acids. The record is from RefSeq and is a predicted model, not a curated record. Gene Ontology annotation, biological process: transmembrane transport; carbohydrate transport. Gene Ontology annotation, cellular component: membrane. NCBI's taxonomy places the organism in Eukaryota, Fungi, Ascomycota, Eurotiomycetes, Eurotiales, Aspergillaceae.
AUGGGCUUCAGUCUGCAUGCCAACAACAGCAAUGACCCGCCUGAGGUGCGGAACUGGCGGAUUCACCUUAUCACGGUUAUUGUGAGUAUGGGUGCUAUUGCGAUGGGAUACGACACCAGUGUGAUUGGCGGGACGAUGGCCUUGGAUUCGUUCCGGCGUGAUUUUGGCCUGGUGUCUGCUUCGGAGACUGAGACUGAUACUCUUGAGGGAAACAUUGUGUCGACGUUCCAGGCCGGAUGUUUCUUCGGCUCGCUUCUUACGUUCCCGCUUGGGGAGAGAUUUGGGCGACGGAAUGCAAUCGUCAUGGCUAUUUGUGUCUUUUGUGUGGGUGGAAGUCUGAUGACUGCAUCGUCGGGCUAUCUUGGUUUGAUAUAUGCUGGCCGGGCCGUUGCAGGGUUCGGCAUUGGGGCUGUAUCACUCCAAGUCCCGGUUUACAUAGCUGAGAUGUCACCAGCUUCUAUUCGUGGUCGACUUGUUGGGAUCUUUGAAAUCUGCUCCCAGGGUGGUGGCAUGCUUGGUUUCUGGAUCAACUACGCCAUUAACCGUACUGUAUCCUCCGCGCGUAUGGCUCAGUGGCAGAUUCCUCUCGGUAUACAGCUUCUCCCAGGGGGCUUGCUACUAGCGGGAGUCUUCUUUUGCCCUGAGUCCCCGCGGUGGUAUGCAAAGAAAGACCGCUGGGCUGAGGCAGAGAAAAGUCUGGUCUGGGCUCGUGCCCUUCCUGCGGGGCAUCCGUUUAUCCAAGGAGAAUUGCAGCAAAUCCGCGAACAGCUCCAAUAUGACAUUGUACCACAGGGAAACAAGUACGACCCGUGGUAUUAUAUAAACCGAAUGUGGCAACGAGGAACUCGAAACAGGAUUGGCAUUGGCCUCUUACUCAUGGCAUUUCAGAACCUCACUGGGGUGAAUAUCAUUACAUAUUACUCACCCCGAAUAUUUGAAACCCUCGGAAUCAACUCAACAGACACCAAGCUCUUUGCAACUGGGUUCUACGGGAUCGCAAAGACCCUCGGCAUGAUCAUCUUCAGCGUCUGGCUCGUUGAAAAGGUCGGCCGCCGUAGCGGUCUCAUCUGGGGUGCUUUCAUAGGCAGUCUUCCCAUGUGGUACAUCGGGGGUUACGUCUUCGAGCGUGAUCCUACAGGGUCUUCACAGCGCGGUGACACAGUUCAGGACGCCUGGGGGUACAUAGCCAUGGUUUGUGUCUAUCUAUACGGUCUGAUAUACUGCGCUACUUGGCAGGGUAUAACCUGGGUCGUAUGCUCCGAGAUCUUCCCCAUCGACAUCCGCAUGCUCUGCGUCGCAAUUACAACAGCAGACCAGUGGCUCUGGUCCUUCAUUAUCAGCCGCACAACACCAUAUAUGAUCACAUCUCUUGGAUACGGCACGUACUUCUUUUUCGCGUCCUUGAUGAUCGCCAUGGGGUUCUGGGCGUGGUUCUUUAUUCCUGAGACGAAGGGCAAGACACUCGAAGAGAUGGAUGCGCUGUUUGGGGCGCCGAGCUCUGUCAGACCGGGAAUUGGCGAGAAUGGGGACGACGUGAAGAAGGAGACUGUUCAUGCUGAGAAGGUUUGA